Messenger RNA from Hemicordylus capensis (graceful crag lizard), 6737 nucleotides. RefSeq names its product phosphofurin acidic cluster sorting protein 2 (gene PACS2). Gene Ontology annotation, biological process: protein localization to plasma membrane. NCBI's taxonomy places the organism in Eukaryota, Metazoa, Chordata, Lepidosauria, Squamata, Cordylidae. Bases 216 to 3125 code for a protein of 969 amino acids. Gene Ontology annotation, molecular function: transmembrane transporter binding. The transcript is spliced from 26 exons. The record is from RefSeq and is a predicted model, not a curated record.
AUUUUAUAUCUUCGCUCCUCCUCCUGCCGACAUUCAUUUGCUUGGAUCGCUCGCCACUGAAUCGAGCCCCUCAGACGUCAGGCGGCAGCCCAUGUCCCCGCAGCACCGCCUGAGCGAUGACGAGAGGGGGCGUGGCCUGCCGUGCGCGAUCUCAGAGACAGGCACCGUUGCUGCUGUCGCACCUGCCCUUUCUGGUCCUCGCCUGAGCUCAAGGGAUGGCGGCUGCGGCGGCUGCUUCUACGAUGGGUGAACUUCGUGGCCGUUCCAGUUGCAUCCUGAGCGGGGUGGGGGCGCCGAGCAGCCCGAUGCCCAUGAACCUGUUUGCGGCCUGGGAGAUCGACGGCUCGAGUCCCAGUUGCAUCCCGCGGUUGUGCAGCUUGACGUUGAAGAAACUGGUAGUGUUGAAAGAAUUGGAUAAGGAUCUCAUUUCUGUGGUAAUUGCAGUCAAAAUGCAGGGUUCAAAGCGAAUACUGCGGUCUCAUGAAAUCAUGCUGAAUCUUAGUGGGCAUGUAGAAACAGAACUUGCACUGACCUUUUCCCUACAGUAUCCUCAUUUUUUGAAAAGAGAAGGCAACCAACUUCAGAUCAUGCUACAGAGAAGGAAGCGCUAUAAGAACAGAACAAUUCUGGGCUACAAGACAUUGGCUGUUGGGUCUAUCAACAUGGCUGAGGUAAUGCAGCACCCAACAGAAGGAGGCCUGAUGUUGAAGCUUUUUAGCAGCAUUAAAGAAGAUACAACUAAAGUAGCAGAAAUCUGGAUCUUCUCAUUGUCGAGUCAACCAAUAGACCAAGAAGAUUGUGCAAUACAAGCAAACCAGAAAAUUAAGUCAACAGACAAUUAUUCUGAAGAGGAAUAUGAAAGUUUCUCUUCAGAACAAGAAGCAAGUGAUGAUGCUGUUCAAGGACAGGAUUUGGAUGAUGAUGAAUAUGACUUGGGGAAGCCAAAGAAUCAACAUAGAUCGAUAGUAAGAACAACAUCCAUAACCAGGCAGCAAAACUUCAAGCAAAAAGUGGUGGCACUGUUGAGAAGGUUUAAGGUAUCUGAUGAGGUUUUGGAUUCUGAGCAGGAUCCAGCUGAGCAUGUCCCAGAGGUAGAAGAAGAUCUAGACCUUCUUUAUGACACCCUUGAUAUGGACAACCCUAGUGACAGUGGCCCUGACAUGGAAGAUGAUGACAGUGUCCUCAGCACUCCUAAACCAAAACUAAAACCAUACUUUGAAGGCUUAUCACACUCAAGUUCCCAGACGGAAAUUGGGAGCCUCUACAGCAUCAGAAGUCAGAGAGAGCCACCCAGUCCUAUAGAAGUUCCUGAAAACAUCAAGAUCUUUGAAAGUAAACAACCAGCAGACCGUCUCUCAGACACUGUAUCACAUGAGAAUCAACAGCAAGAAGACACACCAGAAACAGAACAGCUCUCCAUUUUAGAUAUCUUCAUUGAAAAUCUUCCACCAAGUGGCAGGAUUACAAAGACAGAAUCUCUCAUAAUUCCUACCAUCAGCAGAUCAGAGGGGAAGCAGAUGGGUCGUAGAGGCAGAAGUACAUCACUUAAAGAAAGGCAGCCAGUAAAGCAGCAGAAUGAAAGAGCCAACAGCCUGGACAAUGAGCGGUCUCCAGACACUAGACAUCACUUGCAGAUCCCUAGAAAAACUGUGUACGACCAGUUGAAUCACAUCCUGAUCUCAGAUGACCAGCUACCAGAAAAUAUCAUUCUAGUCAAUACUUCUGAUUGGCAAGGGCAGUUUCUUUCAGAUCUCUUGCAAAAACAUGCCCUUCCAGUAGUCUGCACGUGCUCUUCUGCUGACAUUCAGGCAGCUUUUAGCACUAUUGUCUCCAGAAUACAGAGAUACUGUAACUGCAAUUCUCAGCCUCCCAAACCAAUUAAAAUUGCAGUUGCUGGAGCCCAGAAUUACCUCAAUGCUGUGCUGAGGCUCUUUGUAGAACAGCUGUCUCACAAAACCCCAGACUGGCUCAGCUACAUGAGAUUUCUCAUCAUACCAUUAGGUUCUCACCCAGUAGCAAAGUAUCUGGGUUCUGUUGAUUAUCGGUACAACAAUUUUUUCCAAGAUUUAUCCUGGAGAGACUUGUUUAACAAACUUGAAGCCCAAACGGCUGUCCAGGAAUCACCAGACAUUGUCUCCAGAAUAACGCAGUACAUAAUGGGAGCAAAUUGUGCACACCAGUUACCCAUUGCAGAAGCAAUGUUGACAUACAAACAGAAAAGGAAAAAGAGCUUUCAUUUUGAUUUUAGUAUCAGCCCAGAUGAAGAAUCUUCUCAGAAGUUCAUCCCUUUUGUAGGGGUGGUAAAGGUUGGAAUAGUUGAACAGUCCUCUGCAACCUCAGGUGACUCGGAUGAUGCAACUCCCUGUAGUUCAAAUACCCUUUCUUCUACCCCACCUUCUGUGUCUCCUGCUGUGAAGGAAUCUUCCCCCACUCCACCUUCCUCACCAUCUGUCACAGGCAGCUUUGCUUCUUCCAGCCACAGUCUUGGUAUGGAACUGAUGGGACUGCAGGUAGAUUACUGGAUCACAGCUCAUCCUCUGGAGAAGAAGAGAGACCCAGAGAAAAGGGAACUUGCCACUGCUAAAAACACACUGAAAUGCACUUUCCGGUCUCUCCAGGUCAGCCGGCUGCCUGCUAGUGGGGAAGCCACAACCAUUCCAACUAUGUCAAUGACAGUUGUGACAAAGGAGAAGAACAAAAAAGUGAUGUUUCUGCCUAAGAAAACAAAAGACAAGGAGUUUGAUUCUAAGAGUCAGUGUAUUGAUGGCAUCAGCCGACUCAUUUGCACAGCAAAGCAUCAUCAGAAUAUGUUGCGGGAACCUGCAGCCCUGGACACUGUCAAUGCCUUGCAGAGUUUCCUGAUGCAAAUGUUUCACAACAGUCCUCUUGUACUGGGACAACAAAUGGCUGUAGCUACUCCUCAGGUUCCCAGCAUCACCCAGCUGAUUAAAACUGCAAAUACAGAUUUCCCAUCACCUUCCCUUAUUGUGGAUGAGCAGUCAUUUCAUCCAGUGCUGGUUGAUGGAGUAGAAUGGAAUGACGUGAAGUUCUUCCAGCUAGCAGCACAAUGGUCCUCCCAUGUCAAGCACUUUCCCAUCUGCAUAUUUGGACAUUCCAAAUCCUAAUAUAGCUGCAUUCUUAGGAUAAUUCUGCCAGCCACAAAACCUGAGUGCCAGCUGUUUGUGCUCUUCUGCAAUUACUUACUUUUGUGCUUGGAUAACUGCUCAGUUACAUUUCUGUUUGUUCUUCAGUUGGCUGCAAGGGAAGGAUAGUACUUAAAGCAGCAGCAAUUUAAACUUAAGUUUAUAUAUGCCUCUAGGAAUGUUAAGAACCCAAGAGUAACUGCACUGCUCCUUAACUUAGAACCCAAUGGGAUGGGGAAUUGAGUGGAAUAUUCAUUUGAUAUCAGAUUAAUUUAAUUGGGAGCUUUUUCUAAAAUGGGUUUUAGCCCCCAGAAUUACAUAACAGCAACAUCAUUAAAACUAUUAUCUUCUUGUCCCAGAAUGAGCAAACUCCAACAACUGCAUACAAAUUGCAGCUCAAAUGUGUGCCCAGAAUCAAAUGGGAGACCCUUCAUUGUAAGAGACAGACCUACUGUGACUGUGCACUCUGGCUCUUUUAUUAUGUUUGACUUGGGGGAAGGCAGUGUUUUAAAUGUAAACUAAAAAUGUUAUCUAGAAAUGAAGCACUGGAUCCUGCAUGCAUCAGUGUCAUCCAAAAUCAAUCCAUUUGUGAUACCCUUUUCUGCCAGGAAGCUGGCAAUGCAAUUACCAGUGUGGAGGAUACUAGUUCGGAGCAGGUGAGAAUGUAUGCUAUUGCUUAGGAUACUAACCUUUCAAUACAGUUGUCCACUAAAUGUGAGAUACCAUUUAAUAUUUUAUAAAUAUUAACACACAUAUCCCCCCCCCCCCCACCAAAAAUAACAACAACAAAAACCCAGGGAAGAAGAGGUGAUGUUUGUUUCUUUCAGUGUCACAUCCAUAUCUGUACAUGUGGCCACAUGUACCCCAGAUAGGUACCACAACACCCCAUAUUCUCUCCUUAUCCUGUUGAAGCAGUUUGAUCUUCCACUCUUUCUAGAACUGCCUACAGGGUUCUUGUUUGUGGAAAUUGGAUGUAGAGCUCUUUGGAAAAUAUGCCCUAGUAUCCUUCCACUGUUUACUGCUUCAUAGUGGUGCUCAAGCUGUGAGUUCCCUAAUGAAUAUGAACUGCAUUAUUUUUUCCAUACAAUAUUGCCUGGGGUUGUGGGGGAAGGAUUCUGCCUUCCAGGGGCCCAUUUAAAAGGACAUCUUGACAGGAAAGCCAAUAGACUGGGCCGCAAACAAAGGAACAUUGUAGUGGUAAGGAAUAUUUGUACUAGAGACAGUACUCAGAUUAUUGAGAAGUUUCCUGUAAGUCUUUUUGAUAGAAGCUCUCCAGUUUUAAUUACAAUCUCAUUAUUUUAUCAUAGUUCUAUUCAAACUUGGAUUUGACAGCUGCUUGAUAUGGGCCUCUGUGUAUGUGUUAAUCUCUCCGCAAAGAAGCCAAUAAGCAAAAGUAGUAUUAGUUGGAGGACAGCAAUAAUAGAUAAUUAGGUGGAUGAGUUGGUAUAUGGGCAAACUGAAAACUUUCAGAAAGAUUGCGGGUUUGGUUGGUUCUUUCCUCCCUUACACUAAAACAAGAGCAGGUGCCCCAGGCUUGGCCAUACUGGCUUGUUUGAUAUGUGUGUCCAUUAGCAUCUCUCUCUAUAAAACAAACAAAAAAACCAACCCUGCUGUGCUUGAUUGCUUCCAUUUGUGCUAUAAUUCUGGGAAGAGUGCUUUUGAUUAAGUGUUUUCAGAGAGCAAUAUAGCAUUUCUCUCUCACAAUACAGUCCACUCCAAGGAAAUGUGCCUUGCCGUCCUAGGAUAGCUGUCAAUUAUCAGGCACAUAAGCGCAAAACUUUUUGAUUAUGCUGAAUUGGACAGAAAAAGCCUACAAGGAAGGUGUUUGGCUUUCCCUUUCAGUUCAUUUUAAUUUUAGUCCAAGCAGAAUGACCAAAGCACAUUUGCUCUUCAAUGUCAACUUUGCAAUGCUCUGUACUGGACUUGCUAGCGGUCCUUGCUGCUGUUUGCAAUAAUAUUGUCAGUGGCUGUAAUGAAAUAUUCUGUCCACUGUAUAGAGACAAGUUCUAGAAUAUCUAGGUUUUCCAUAUGCCUUGUACAAUUGUUUUGCUCUCAACCUUAUGUGUUGUGAAUUUUGAGUAAUUAAACUUUUCAACCUAUGAUUCACCACAACAUAUUUUGUAUUUCCGGGCCCAAGGCCCAGGAUUUAUUGUUUACUGAACAUUUGGAGCAAAUUUAAUAGUCCUUAAUCUGAAAUAGUUGUUGGAGAGAAUGGGGCCCUUCAGUUCCCAUCCACAAAGGGGUAAAUGUGGAUUUAGCUUGUCCAGCUCCAGGGGGAACAUAUGCAGAAGGCUUUGCUCAAACACUUGGGAUGCCACUAGUAGGAAAAUGGAGACUCAGGUGUGGCUGCUCUUCCCUCCUGUUUUACCAAAUUUACAGGAAAGUACAUCUGAUGCCACCAAGGCUAGACUUAAAUUAGUUUGUAUGUAUUCAUACGAUUCAUAUGGUAAGAAAGAGGGAGUGUGAAUUUGAGCAGUUAACUUGUGCUGAAGUAUUAGGUAAUGCUUUCUUGUCUCAGGACAGACCAAAGAAGAUUGAGUGCCAUGGUUGGUAGCAAGACUUCAGCUAAGAAGACCUUUUACAGUAGUUGCCUGUAGACUUGCAUCUUGUUUGGAGGCACCCAGAAAACCAUUACCCCUUAGUAAUUAGAACAUCUGCAGGUAGAAUUUUUGCCAUAAAGGAGCUUAGAGCAGUUGGUUGUGGCUGCUUUUACAAAGGAUAAAACCGUUUAUUUUUAACAGCAGCUGCUAGUGGAGUUUCUCAGGGCUCUUCUCCUGCAACGCCAGCUCUUCCUACUGAAUACAAAAUAACAGUGACUCAGUGAACCGUGACAUUCUAACAAAGUGCUUGUGGAAAGCUGUUGUGCUAGCUACUUGUGCUAAGUCUGAGGCUUACAUUUCAGACUUUGUGGGUGCUCCCCUAAAACAAGAUAAUAGAAAAUUUGCCUUGCUUGGCUGCUCCAUGAUUCUCUAGUUAUCCCUUUUCUCCCAACAGUAGCUGUUUAGAGAAAAGCAGUGGCUGACAAAUUGUAUGAGCAACGAUAGAGAUCAAAUCUCAGUAGAGUAGCAAAUAGAUAUUCUGAAAGGAAUAUAAAAAUUGUAGGUAGCCAUGUUGGCCUAGUAGGAAAAAAAUAUCAAAAGUACAGCAAUACCUUUAUUAGGACCUCCUAAAAGAUGACAACGCUUUGGAGGUCUUCAGAAGUCUUAGUAAUAAAGUUUGUCCUAAUAAAGAUUUUACUUUGCUUUGGGUUCUGAAAAGGAUAAAUGGCUUAGUCAGAUGUUUUGCUUAUUGGAGAGCAGAAGGCACCCCAGACCUGAAAGCUUAGCCCAGUGCCUCCUUCAGUAAGCAGCUUGUGAGAUUUGGUGUAGAGUGAGCUUGCAAGGCAAUACCGCCAUUGCUCAGACAUUAUCAAAUGAAGGGAAGCUGCCCCUUUAUAUCUAUUUCUAAUUGGUCCAUCUGUUUCAUUGUUAUACUGGUUUUUUAUUAUUUAAGACAGUAAAUGUACAUAGUCUUUUUUGGAAUAAACUGCAAUGUACUUUAUGAGAUAUUUUAUUGUACUAAUGCAUCACUAAUAAAACUGGAUGGGAAAGCACA